Molecule: messenger RNA, 1770 nt
Organism: Fusarium keratoplasticum
Lineage: Eukaryota; Fungi; Ascomycota; Sordariomycetes; Hypocreales; Nectriaceae
Exons: 7
Coding region: 1-1770 (589 amino acids)
Biological process (GO): phosphorelay signal transduction system; regulation of DNA-templated transcription
Molecular function (GO): sequence-specific DNA binding; DNA-binding transcription factor activity
Source: RefSeq, a predicted model, not a curated record
AUGUCCGGCGGAGAUGUGACCCCAACCCCUGGGGUUGGUGGCAGUAAUGCCAGCGAAUUUGUUCGCAAGCUGUAUCGAAUGCUUGAGGAUCCAGCCCAUCAAGAUGUUGCUCGAUGGGGCAAGGACGGCGAUACAUUUGUGGUUGUCGAGAAUGAAAAAUUCACUCGUUCCAUUCUUCCCAAGCAUUUCAAGCACAGCAACAUGGCGAGCUUUGUCCGCCAGCUGAACAAGUACGAUUUUCACAAAGUCCGGCAGACGAAUGACAGCGGAUCCGCCUCAAAUGGCGCCAACACGCUCGAGUUUAAGCAUCCCAACUUUAGAGUCGGCAGCAAAGAUGACCUGGAUAACAUCCGCCGAAAAGCGCCAGCUCCUCGUAGGACCCAGGCGACGGAGGAUUUCACAACUAGCCACCACAUCAGUGUUAUGAAUGAGCAACUCACGGCCACGCAGCAACAAGUGCAGCAGCUCCAGGAACUCUUUACCGAGGUCUCCCAGACCAACCGACUGCUUGUAAACGAGGUCUUGACGCUGCAAAAGAUGCUGAACGCGCAGAAGCAGUCUCAGUACGAGAUGCUCAACUUCCUCUCCACCUCUGGCAAUCGCCACCAGCAGCAGUCGAUGCACCUCAACGUUGGCACCUCACCUCUGGAUGGCUCAGAUGAGUCGGCGCCUGAGCUGCGACGAGCCCGUGAGCUCCUGUCCAGCGUCACACCGGAUCAGAUUGCUGACCGAGAGCUUGAGCGUCUCCAGGGCGUGUAUGGAUCUCCGGCUGACUCGGCGGUUGUGAUUCCGCAGGCGUCCAUGCCCAUGAUGCACGAUCCCAUGAACGAUAUCAACCGAUAUCCCGUGUACCCUGUCGGCCAGACGGUCGGCAUUGACCCCUUCCACUCGGAUCACAUCCACAAGAUCCCCUACGCGAUCCCCAAUGAUUCGAGCGGCAAUGCCAUGCAGGAAGUGCCCGCUCCCCAACCCAUCAGCGCUCAGUCCCAAACAAGCUCCAACUCUUCUAGCAACUCUGCCUUGAUGUGGGCGUCGAGGAAGCCACGGAUUCUCCUCGUCGAGGACGACCCGACCUGCGCCAAGAUUGGUAUCAAGUUCCUCAAGUCGAUGGGAUGUGAAGUCGAGCAUGCUCAAAACGGUGCCGAGGCGUAUAGCAGGGUUACCAGUGUUGGCCGCGAUCAUUUCGACAUGAUCUUUAUGGAUAUCAUCAUGCCCAGACUGGACGGUGUUUCGACAACCAUGUACAUUCGACAGGACUGCCCGGCGAUUCCCAUCGUAGCUAUGACUUCCAACAUUCGGUCAGACGAAGUCCACUGCUAUUUCGAGCAUGGCAUGAACGGAGUUUUGGCCAAGCCAUUCACCAAGAGUGGGAUGCAGAAGAUUGUCGAGAAUCACUUGAGCUAUCUCCUCAAGAAUUACGACCCUUCAACCCAACAAGAGUCCGGCUCGGGAUACGUGGUGGGCGGUGCAGGAUACAUGAACCCUCCCAAUAACCUGACGACGCCCGGCGGAACAACGUUCAAGUUCGAGACAACUCCCACGCCCCCUGCGACCGGCUCGACGUGGUCGCCCGGACAGAUGCCUCAGGCUUCGCCUAUGACGACAGGAAUGGAUCAGGGAUACGGCAUGGUGAACGGAGCCAACUACGGCCUGACACCGGCCAGCGCAACCCGAGCCAACUUUCCUGGAGGCAUCUCGCAAGGCGCGCCGAGCCAGGGGCGCAUGGAUGGCCAAAGUCCGCCAGAAAAGCGACAGCGCACCUACGUGUAA